Heterocephalus glaber (naked mole-rat) is the source of this 638-nucleotide messenger RNA. Lineage: Eukaryota; Metazoa; Chordata; Mammalia; Rodentia; Bathyergidae. The record is from RefSeq and is a predicted model, not a curated record.
UCGGAGCCAGGCUCGCUGCGCGCUGCCCAGCCAUGGCCUCCCGCGGCGCGGACACCCUACUGACCGAGUUCAAUGCGGCCUACGUGCCCUCCAGCCUCAAGCCCGGGUAUCGAGGCCACAUCCCUGGCAUGGCCUUCUCCUUCGGCUGAUCCUAUGGUGCCACCACCCUCAAGUGCUUCCAGGAUCUCCGCACUGCAGCCAUGGAGAGGAGCCACAGGCCCCUCAGCAGCAGGGGCUCCCCCACCAUCCUCUCCCCCAACCCCAACCUCGUGCUGAUGGACCAUUCGUGCCUCCUUGUGGACCCCUGGCAGCACCCGCCCAGUUACGCUUGCUGCAUCCUGGAUGGCCACCACGCUGCAGAGCUGGCGCACUUCUACCAGAAGACGCAGCAGCACCGGAAGUACUACAGAGGCUAGACCGGCACAGUGCCCCGGGUCCCCUACUUCGUGCUGCCUGUGAGGGAGAGGGAAGGGUACCCCAUCCCCACCAACCUGCCUCCUCUGAGCCCCAAGGAGAAGUGGCAUCUUUUAAGAGUCUCCCCUGGGAACUGGAGGACCUAUCAGACCUUCCCAUCUGGGAAGAGGGUGUCCCCACAGGAGCGACAGAAGAGGGACAGCUACUUUGAGUUCAGAGCUUGA